UAAACCCGAACCCUAUACUCUAAAUCCAAACCCUAUACCUUAAAACCUAAACCCUAGAUCCAAACACUAUACCCUAAACCCAAACUCUAAACCCUAAACUAUAAACCCUAGAUCUUAAAUCCUAAACCCAAACAUUAGACCCUAAAUUUAACCUUAAACCCUAAACCCAAUUCUAUACCCUAAAUCAUGAACUUAAAUUGUAGAUUCUAAAUCCAAACCUUAAAUUCUAAAAGAACAAUAUCAACAUUAAUCUAAAUAUUUUAGUUUUGGAUUUGGGUAUAGGAUUUACAAUUUAGAUUUAGGGUCUAGGAUUUGAGUUUAGGAUAUAGGGUUUGGAUUUAUGGUUUAUGGUUUAAAUUUAGGAUUUAAGGUUUGGGUUUAGGAUUUAAGGUCUAGGGUUUAGGGUUUAGAAUUUAGGAUCUAGAGUUUGAAUUUCGGGUAUAUAGUUUGGGUUUAGGGUUUAGGGUUUAGGUUUUAAGGUAUAGGGUUUGGAUUUAGAGUAUAGGGUUUGGGUUUAGGUUCGGGUUUUAGGGUAUAGUAUUUGGGUUUAGGGUUUAGGUUUUAACGUACAGGGUUUAUAUUUAGGGUAUAGGAUUUGGGUUUAGGGUUUAGGUUUGUGUUUAAGGGUAUAGAGUUUGGGUUUAAGGUUUAGAGUUUAGGGUUUAAGGUUACGGUUUGGAUUUAGGGUAUAGGGUUUGGGUUUAGGGUUUAGGUUUGGGUUUUAGGGUAUAGAGUUUAGGUUUAGUGUUUAGAGUUUCGGGUUUAAGGUUACGGUUUGGAUUUAGGGUUUAGUUGGCGUUUUUAACGUCGUUAAAAUUGGCGUUAUUAUUAUUAUUUUUAACUAUUUUGAUUUUUAAAAAAUUAUUUAAUUGUUUUUAUCCAUUAAUCUAUGUGGCAUUAUGAUUGGUUCUUAGAGGUGAGGUGAAUUUGAAACCUAAGUUUUGUUCUUAUUAAAUAGAUGUUUCUAUUUCAAUAAUUUUCAAACCAGUUAUGUUUUCACUCUGUUUUAAAAUAACAAACGUCAUCAUCUGCAUAUGUAUAAAAUGAAACAAAAAGUAAAGCAAAUAAAUACUAGUAAAUAAUAUGCGAGAUAAUGCGUAUAGAGUAAGAAGUGUUCAGGGUCUCAAUCAUUUUCACAAAGCUAAAAUUUGAGCCGGCUCAGGUUCCUCGGGGAAAAAAACUUAGUUUUUUUUAAAGAAAGAGACUCAAUCAAAUGUUUGAUUUAAAAAAUAGAAACAACAAUUUGUUUUAUUUAAAAGAACAAUAAAAGAGAGGAGGUACGUUCUCAAAAAAAAAAACAAAGAGAGGGGAUAAUAGUAAAUGCUAAUUAGAAAACCUGCUGGUUAGUCUCACACACGGAGUCAGCAUUUACUCCGCCAUCGAUUUACUGUUCGACACGUGCCACUUAUACUCUUCUCAUCUGCCUUUGACCGGCGAACAUCAGUCAAAAGCCCCGCGCUCUUGUAUUUAUUAACCGAUGACUAAAUUAAAUUUUUAUUUAUAAACAUUUUUUCAAAUUAAAACUACUUAAAUGUUGCAUACGUUAAUACAGUUUAAUACUAAUAAUAUAAAAUUUGUUUAGUGGACACAUAUACAUUAGGCAUCUUAUUAUAUUCUCCUUACAUGUACAUUGCUUAUCCUAUAAUGAUAAAACUACUAUUUAUGUACAUGCGGCAAUAAUAUACGUACGCAUUAGCAUAUAGUACUCUAUGAUAUGGAUUACGCAUGCGUGCGUGCACAUAUACACAUCUACAUACAUAUAUAAUUAUGUUUGUGUAUGUGAAUGUGAAUAUAAAUAUAAAGGCAUCGCCAGCUUCAAGUUUGUCUCUUUAUUAUUAGUCUCCCUCUCUAACUUUACCUUUUCUUCUUUCUUCCCCUUGAAGAACCCUAGAUCAAUUUAUUAAUGGCUAUUUUACCAGAAAACUCUUCAAACUUGGAUCUUACUAUCUCCGUUCCAGGCUUUUCUUCCUCUCCUCCUUCCGUUUCAGAUGAAGGAAGUGGCGGAGGAAGGGAGCAGCUAAAGCUAGACAUGAAUCGAUUGCCGUGGUCUGAAGACGAUGAAGAACUCUGCCACGGUGGCUCUGCUCCUCCGCGAAAGAAACUCCGUCUAACAAGAGAACAGUCUCGUCUUCUUGAAGAUAGUUUCAGACAGAAUCAUACCCUUAAUCCCAAACAAAAGGAAGCACUUGCAAAGCAUUUGAUGCUACGGCCAAGACAAAUUGAAGUUUGGUUCCAAAACCGUAGAGCAAGGAGCAAAUUAAAGCAAACUGAGAUGGAAUGCGAGUAUCUUAAAAGGUGGUUUGGUUCUUUAACCGAGCAAAACCACAGGCUCCACAGAGAAGUAGAAGAGCUUAGAGCCAUGAAGGUGGCCCCAUCCACGGUGACCUCCACCUCGAGCCUCACUAUGUGUCCUCGCUGCGAGCGAGUAACCACUGCAGCGAGUCCCUCCAUGGCGGCUUCGGCCAAGAAAGCGCUUCCGCUGAAAGAGCGUGAACAUUGAUUUACAUAUUUAUUGCUUAUGGUUUAGAAGUUAAUUAACGAGGGUCUGCCAAGGACACAAAUUAUCACAUGAUUGCGUGUAAUUAUUUCUUAUGGAUUCUAUUCUAUAUAUGCGCGCACAACAAAUCCUUGUAAAUAUUUUAUUUUUAAUCAAAAAUCUAAUUUCCUUAA
This is a messenger RNA of Brassica rapa (field mustard), 2670 nucleotides long. Its product is annotated as homeobox-leucine zipper protein ATHB-17-like. Gene Ontology annotation, molecular function: DNA-binding transcription factor activity, RNA polymerase II-specific; sequence-specific DNA binding. The record is from RefSeq and is a predicted model, not a curated record. NCBI's taxonomy places the organism in Eukaryota, Viridiplantae, Streptophyta, Magnoliopsida, Brassicales, Brassicaceae. Gene Ontology annotation, biological process: regulation of DNA-templated transcription.